Penicillium soppii is the source of this 369-nucleotide messenger RNA. RefSeq lists its product as uncharacterized. The record is from RefSeq and is a predicted model, not a curated record. Bases 1 to 369 code for a protein of 122 amino acids. NCBI's taxonomy places the organism in Eukaryota, Fungi, Ascomycota, Eurotiomycetes, Eurotiales, Aspergillaceae. The transcript has a single exon.
AUGUCUGCCCCUGAUUUACGCGCUCGUCGCAGGCAAUCUAUGGCACCGUCUGCGGAGCCGCAGGGUGGCAGGCGUCGAGAGCCUGCCCCGCAAGCCGCCCCAGCCCCAGCCCCCACGCAUCCAGAAUCCCGUCGGUCCCGUCGCAAAGACGAAAGAGUGUGGCACAAGCCACUCCCACGCCAACGCCUCCAAAAUCCCGUCCGUCCCGUCGCAAGCACGAAGAAAUUGAGCCUGAGGAAAUAUCUGUGGUCCAGCCGAAGCGGCCAAAGACCCUCUCAGACUGAAAAAAUUACAAAACAUGCGAAGACCACGAGCAUAUAUUUGUCGGAUUCGUUUCUCCUGCUUAGCAUGAGGAGGCCUAUCAUAUAG